UAGACAGCUGCGUUGUUGCGUCGCGUCGCGUCGCAUGCGGUGUAUUCAGGUUACUGCGCCACUAUUUACAAGUGUAUUUUGCUGUAUGGCAAGUGGAUCAAAUAUUCUCUGUUGCACCACCAACUCCUUCCAGAACUGCGAUGGAUACGAUAUUUAAGCUAUAGCCGUAUUUAACCUUUAGUGGCACAAAGCAGCGCAGGAGACGCAGUAUUUCACAGAAGCAUGGCUGAGCACGGGACGCGCGCCCCUCUCAUAUAUCACAGCGCGUCAUCACCUCCAGGAAAGGGGGAAUAUUUAACUCAGGUAAGUAAAGCUGAAUGAGAAGAAGAUGGACAGCCGGCCCGAGAACCCCACGAAGGCAGCUGGCUAUCUGAAGGAGCUGAAUAAGAUCAUAGAGACCCAGCAGACGCUGCUGGAGCGGCAGAAGAGGCGCAUCUUCGAGCUGGAGCAGCAUGUGUCCGAGCUGUGCGCAGAGAACAGCCGCCUGAGACACGAGCACCAGCGGCAUCUGCUCACCUGCAGACUGCGCUCCAUCCAGGAGAACAGCCCGCUGCAACAGUCAGAAUAUGGCAGUACCAGAAUUGUCAGAAGACACGCCUCUCUUCCUGUGGAAAUGACAGACAGUCCCAGCAGCCUCAGAUCAGCCGUCUGCAGGAGACCCGUGCCAAACCGACAGUGGAAGUCGGCAUCCUUCGGUGUGGAGGGGAGUGUUCAAAACAGUGAGGCCGGCCCUUCCUUGGACACCAGCACAGGAUAUGGCCAUGGCCCUGUCACACACAGUUCUUCCUUGAGUCCGGAGCAGUUUGAAAGCCCAGUGUACGGUCCCAGCGUCCAGCCAGGGCCACAGCGCCCUCACCGGCCCAAACUACAGCACUCUCAGUCCAUCCUCCGCAAGCAGGCAGAGGAGGAGGCCAUCAAGCGCUCGCACUCCCACUCUGAGAGCUAUGAGCUCUCCACAGACCUGCAGGACAAGAAGGUGGAAAUGCUUGAGCGGAAAUACGGAGGCCGUUUCAUAACCCGUCAUGCUGCACGCACCAUCCAGACAGCUUUCCGGCAACACCAGAUGAACAAGAACUUUGAGCGUCUCAGGAGCUCGAUGUCGGAGAACCGCAUGACCCGCAGGAUCCUUCUGUCCAACAUGAGGAUGCAGUUUUCCUUUGAGGGACCUGAGAAAGUCCUUGGCUCUGUUUUGGAGGGGAGGCAAAUGUCUCUCCUGGACGAUGUCAGCCAAGUAGGAGGUAUGGUGCAGGCCACAGAGAUGGUUCCUGUCAUUUUGGAAGCCCCAGAAACUCAAAAUGACUUAACAGACACAAUCACAGAACUAGAGGACACUUUCUCAAGGCAAGUUAAGUCACUGGCAGAGUCGAUCGAUGAUGCACUGACCUGUCGUAGUUCGCAAAAAGAGGAGAUGCAUCCUGAGCAAGUUCUUUGUGAAGAGGGCAUGCAGCCGGAUGAUGAGCUCCCUCAGCCCCAUGAGCAGCACAAGCUGGAUGAGAUGUGUGAAGUGACGCUCUUCAUCGAUGAAGAGGAGCUCUCUCCACUGGUUCAGCCUUCCAGCUUUGAGUCUGAGCAUCGCAUGCAGACUAUUGGCUGGUCCAUGGAUGACAAAGUGGACAUGGAAACUCCUUCCCUCGAAUGCCAGGGGCCUAGGCUCUGUGCAGAUUUACCCCUGCUGACCAUCGAGCCUCCCAGCGACAGCUCCACAGAUGUAAGCGAUCGCUGUGAGCAUAGUUUGGUCCAGCCACAAAAUAUUCUUGAACAGACUGUAGCAGGACCAUGGGCAAGUCCCAAACAAGUCACACAUGGACUACCUCCUAGAGUUCCCUCAGUUACUCGAGAUGAAGAGCCACUUAGACACCAGCAGGUGGAGAGCCACCUGACCACCAACGGCAACCAGCAGAGAAAGUCAGUGUCAGACUUCUCAGACGGAGACAAUGACAGUAUCAACAGCAAUUCAAACUCCAUUGACACAAUAAACUCAGAAUUGCCAUCUAGAGACGAGAGUCUGAGAGAACAGAGUCUCAGCAAACAGACCUAUCAUAAAGACACUCGCAACAGCUGGGACUCUCCAGCGCUCUGCAGUGAUAUCAUGCGCAAGAGACAAUACCGCAUCGGCCUCAACCUCUUUAAUAAAAAGCCAGAGAAGGGAAUACAGUACCUAACGGAGAGGGGCUUCAUUCCUGACACGCCCGUGGGUGUGGCUCACUUCCUGCUGCAAAGGAAAGGCUUAAGUAGACAAAUGAUUGGGGAAUUUCUCGGGAACAGACAAAAACAGUUCAACAGAGAUGUUUUAGACUGUGUGGUGGAUGAGCUGGAUUUCUCAGGGAUGGAGCUGGAUGAAGCUUUGCGCAAAUUCCAAGCUCAAAUCCGUGUUCAGGGAGAGGCACAGAAGGUGGAGCGCCUGAUCGAGGCUUUCAGCCAGCGGUACUGCAUCUGUAACCCUGAUGUGGUCCGUCAGUUCAGAAACCCUGACACCAUCUUCAUCUUGGCUUUCGCCAUUAUCCUUCUCAACACAGACAUGUACAGCCCCAACGUCAAGGUUGAACGAAAGAUGAAACUUGAGGACUUCGUCAAGAAUCUACGAGGGGUUGAUGAUGGUGAGGAUAUCCCUCGAGACAUGCUGGUUGGGAUUUACGAGCGGAUCCAGAAGAAGGAGCUCAAAACCAAUGAUGACCAUGUGACUCAGGUGCAGAAGGUGGAGAAGCUCAUUGUGGGCAAGAAGCAAAUGGGAUCAAUUCACCAUGGCCUUGGAUGUGUGCUGUCUCAAGCCCAUCGCAGGCUGGUGUGCUACUGCAGACUGUUUGAGGUCCCAGAUCCCAACAGACUGCAAAAGCUGGGGCAGCACCAGCGGGAGAUCUUCCUGUUUAAUGACCUUCUGGUGGUUACCAAGAUCUUCCAGAAGAAGAAGAAUUCAGUGACGUAUAGUUUCAGGCAAUCUUUCUCUCUGUAUGGGAUGCAAGUGAUGCUCUUUGAGAACCAGUUCUAUCCAAAUGGUAUCCGGCUGACUUCAGCCAUUCCUGGUGCAGACUUCAAAGUCCUGAUAAAUUUGAAUGCUCCCAACUCUCAGGACCGCAAGAAAUUCACCAGUGACCUGCGAGAGUCCAUCGCUGAGGUCCAGGAAAUGGAAAAGUACCGGAUUGAGUCUGAGCUGGAGAAACAGAAAGGAGUGGUCAGACCCAGUAUGUCUCAGAGCAUGUCAGGCCUAAAGAAGGAGAGUGGAAACGGGACCAUGGGCCGCACUAGUCUGGAUGACACAUACACCAUGGGGGAAGGGAUAAAGAGGAGCGCGCUCAGUAGCUCCUUGCGUGACCUUUCUGAAGCAGGGCUCCAUCUUUAGCAGUCCUCCUCUGCGUCAGAGGAGCAUCUGUUCCUAAAAGGCGGUGCAAUCUCCUCCUCCUCCCUCCUUGGGUCACUUUUCGACAGCAGUCACGAAUCCUCCGCUGUAGCACCACUCCCCACUAGCACACAGCCAACGCGGCCUGUACCUCUUCAUACAGCUUUCACACUCGCUGUGCAUAACCAUCAGCCCCGACACAGAGAACAGCACAUGAUCACCAAACACAAGCCUUAUGCUUUCAGCAUGGGUGUGAGCUUUAAACAGACACAACCGUACCAGAGCCAUACCAGCCAGUCCCAACACUGCAAAAACUGCAUCUGUCUUUGAUGUCACUCACACUUAUUGCAUUCUGCCUACGGGUGAAUUUCACAAGAUUAGCAUUCUGACAAGAAUUUAUCAUUUGCAUAAAUUAUACCAAGGACCAUUAAGAAAUAUUGCAUUGUAACGUAGUUUUCAUAACACAUUUUGUCUUACUGUAAUGCAUUUUAAAGUUUUAAUAGUAAUAGGAAUAAUAAUAAUAAUAAUAUCAGCAUUAUUAUUAUUAUUAUCAUUAUUAUUAUCCAAUAGUUUUAAGUCUGUUCUUGGAAAGCAUAAUAAAACAACAAUUUGUCAGUUAAUAUUAGCUUACAUUAAAGCCAGCAGCCAUGCCACAUAAAUAUUUUUACAUGAAUCCAAACUCCAAUUAUUUGUAUAAUUAUUAUAAUUAUUUUAUUUAUUUAUUUUUAUGAGAAGUGUGUUUAAUUUUGCUUAUUAUCAGCAAAAAAAAUCUUAAUGGUCCUAAAUAUAGAUAUGACUUUUCAUUUAUUUAUUAUAAUAUUUAUAAAAACACACAACAGAGUAGUAGGUUUGCCUGUAUUCCCGUUCAUUCAAACUAGCCGAAUGAGAGAGUAGAUGUUCUAAUGCUGUAUUAGUGGUAGAUGACAGCUCUACAUGUUGUCUUAAUAAUCAUUAAUGAACGUGCCAAUGCCCAUUGCACCCACGAUGUUUCAUGUGUAGAACAGUAGUGUAACUGAAACCAUUGUAAGCGAUGUUAUAGGAGACUGUAAAAGAUGUAUUCACAACUUUUGAGAACUUGGCCAGUUUGAACAGAGGUUAUAUUUAAAGACGUAUUCUACUAGAAAGCUUCCAUUGUGAUCUAUUAUGAGGUGAUUCUGAAGCACAAAUGCAGUAUCAUGUGGCACUUUGAACUGCUCAACUACAGUGAAAUUGUACAGCAUUAUAUGAAUCUUACAGAGAUGUUUAAAUAUGUUUGCAUGUCUGGAAUAAUUUGUUUUUUAAAGAAAUUAUUCAGAUUUUAUUAUUAUUAUUAUUUUCAUAUUUUUCUUUUCCUUUGGAGGAAAUUCCUGGACAUCUGAGGGCCAGUGACAGAAUUAUUUUUCUAUAUUUUAUGGAUUGUUCUUGUUUGUUUUUAAGUGCAAUAUGUUUGUCAUGAUGACAUGGAUAUGUCCGGAGCAUCUUUACUAUUACUUCAUCAUAGUGGCGUAGAGAUUCUCAUCGAACUAGUGUUUUUACAUCGAAUGAAAUGUCAAAGUGAUCAGCUAGGCUUUAACUGUGAUUUGUUGUUGAUGUUGUUCUUGGGUGUUUAUUUAUUAUUGAAAAUACACCAGUGUUACCAUGGCAAUGAAGUGCAAUCAUGUAAAAAGUAAUUUUCUUUUUUUAACUUUUAAACAACCAGGAGAUAGUUUCUUCGAUAUUAUGCAAGCAUCUGUAUGUGUAAUGCAUAUCUAGAAAUUAACUUUUGAUCUGUGAAGUCAGGAAAAAUGAAAAUGAUUGUUGUAAAGAUGCAUUCUGAUCAGAUAUAUAAGCUGAAAUUUGAAGAAUACGUUUUCCUUAUUUUUCAUUAUCAAAAUGUUGUAAUCUUUGCUACGGAGCAUAUCUUCAUGAACCCAAACCAAAGCGGUAGGUUUUCUUUUCAACAUAUCACAUAUAUUCAGUGCAAUGUUAAUUCUGAUGUACUAAAGCCAACAUGAAAACGGAUUAAACUGAUCCUAUGCUUUCUUAACACAUUGCUGGUCUCAUUGUGCACAAUUCAUUGGUGCACAUUAAUUCAAAGAAAUAAAUAGUCUUCUUACUGAAAAGUUUUGCUUGAAAUAAACACGCCCUCUUAUUUCUCAACCCGGCUCCUUCAAUAACAUGUCAUUUUUUAACAAUCUGAUCAAUUCCUGGUGGAUACGAGAAAAUCCUGCCUUACAUUUUUUACGUUUAAUAUCGUAUUUUGCUCUCAAUUAAGGAAAUAAAAUGUGUUUGUGAAUGUUGAUUUAUGUUGACUUUAAGAUAAAAAAAAAGAUCUUUAACACUUUCCAAAGAUUUUCUUUCUGCAUAAAAUAUUAAUAAUAAAUAAUACCCCAAAAAUGCACUGAAGGUUCAAAUGCAUUUUUUUUUUUUGUCCACCAUGAGCUGAUCAACACUCAGCCUUAACUCUUUUAUUUGACUUUACCUCUCUUUCUUAUAAUUCUGUAUAUUUUUUAUUCUCUCCCUCGUGUUUCAUCUUAGCAGCAUUUCUGGUGCUCGACCUGUUCUGUACUGUGGUGUGUUACUGCAGAUAAUGCAGCUCAUCCAUGUCGCACUAUUGGCCCUUGUAAAGACACAUCUGAGCAGUAAUAAAUAUAUUAGGGGACCAAGCUGAACCAUUGUGUAUAUAGUGUGUACAGUAUCCUGACUGCAUUUAUAUGAGAGGUGUGUCCCCGUCUGUUUUACUGGAUGUUUCUCUCCUCACAGGCUGCUAUCACACUGUCCCAAUCAACCGCUCGGAGGAAUGGAAAAGCGGCAUUGUUUAAUUUUGUUGUUGUAGAACAGAGAAUGCUUGUGUUUUUAGGUAAUGGCUAUCUAUGUCAGUGUACAGUGACGACAUUCAGAACAUAAAAUAAAGUGAAUAUAUAAUACA
Carassius gibelio (silver crucian carp) is the source of this 6221-nucleotide messenger RNA. Its product is annotated as IQ motif and SEC7 domain-containing protein 1. Gene Ontology annotation, biological process: actin cytoskeleton organization; regulation of ARF protein signal transduction. The coding region runs from base 329 to 3337 and encodes 1002 amino acids. Lineage: Eukaryota; Metazoa; Chordata; Actinopteri; Cypriniformes; Cyprinidae. The record is from RefSeq and is a predicted model, not a curated record. The transcript is spliced from 15 exons. Gene Ontology annotation, molecular function: protein binding; guanyl-nucleotide exchange factor activity.